Molecule: messenger RNA, 2141 nt
Organism: Jatropha curcas
Lineage: Eukaryota; Viridiplantae; Streptophyta; Magnoliopsida; Malpighiales; Euphorbiaceae
Source: RefSeq, a predicted model, not a curated record
CAAAUUUAAAAAAAGGAAAAAAAAAAAAAAAACCACUUCCAGAUCGCAAGCAAGAAUCGGCGCUCUCUCCGACAAACAAGAAAAGAAAAUCAAGAAAGCAAACCGAUUUCGCGAUGACCGAUCACCCCCGCCUGAGCAUCAACAAUCUACGAACGACGUCGCAUCUGCUCAAACAAGCCGCAGCUUCCUUCUCCGCAAAUCUCUUCACAUUUCUCCUCCUAUCUCUGCUUCUUUUCUCUUUCCGUUCCCUCGUCGAGAAUGGGACCUACGUUCUCACCUCCUUCAUCGACCGUGACCCUUCUCUUAAAUCCCUCCUCUCACGCCUUGACCUCGCCGGCCACCAUGUCCAUCCCUAUCCUCACCCUCACCACCGCCUACCUCCUCGUCGCCACCGCCGCCCAUUUCUCCACCUCACCCGUGUCGGAACCCUGGACGAUGACUUCUUCUCUGGCGAUGAUGACACCGAUCGCUCUCUCUUUGGGCCCAACAGUAAGCUUCCUCCUAAUGGUAGCUCUGUAAUUCUUUACGAUUUCCAUCCAAGUUUGGGUUUUUCCGACUUUCUAAUUGAUAACGGGAUCAAGAUUCCUGAAACCGUGCGCUCUGGGAUUCAAUUCAAGGUGGAAAGUGUACUCAUUGACAGUAACGAUAAGGAUAGGGGGAGUUUAGAUUAUAAUGACGUUGAAAAAGAAGAAGAAGACGAAAAUGGAUCGGUAGGUUUAGAAAAGGAAGGAGAUUUGGAACGGAUAGUGGAUUUGCAGUUCUUUAUUAAGGGAUUGGAACUGGGCAGGCGUGAUGCAGCUGCCUUGUUUUUCCUAGUAAGUUUCUUAUCUGCUGCUUAUGGGUGGGUGAUUCUUGGUUUUACUGCUAUAUAUUCAUGGAUAUUGGGAAUUGCUUUUGUGGCUGUUGUUAAUGAUCUAUUGUCAAGGUUUACUUCAUUUGUUGCUGUUGUUUGGGAUGGGUCCAGAUUGGGGCUAAAAAGACUUACCGGGUUUAUUCUAAUGAGAUGGGCAGUUAGGGAUGCUUUAACGCAGCUCAUAGGGUUGUGGUAUUUUGGUGAAAUUGAGGAUCAAUACUCUUUCUUUAAGCUAUUUGUGAGAUUAAAGUUGAUGCCUUUUUCAAUUAUGUCCCCUUGGAUUCGAGGGUUUGAGAAGGAAAUUUCAGGGUUUUUGUUCACUUGGUUUUUGUUGGAUGCGUUUGUGGCAUUUAUUUUUGCUGUGGAUGCAUGGGUUACCAUUGUGGAUUCAAGGAGGACUGGGAGAGAGAUUGUAAAGGAAGGUUGCUAUUUGAUAUCAACAAUGUUUAACCAGGCUAUCCAAAUAAAAUCUAUGGAAACUAUACUCUGUGGUUCAGCAGCAAGAUGGGUCUUAACUCGGAUAUUUGGGAAGUUUUUGGCCUCAUUUUUCCAGUCAGCUAUGGAAGUUUACUUUAUGGUAGCUUGGUUGAUAUUUUACUUCGCUGCAAGGUCUAAAGAAGCUCAUUCAGAAGGGAGGAGGUUUGGGAGGACAGAAUUAGAGGGACUGAUUGAUGGCCUUAGAUGAUAAGUGAAUGAUGAUGAGAGAUGAUAGUUUCACUAGCAGGUGAUGCCAGCUGUAAUGCUAAAAUAGCGAGAGCCAUAAGUGCAGUGAUCUUUCAGUGCUUUGUGUGUUCCUGUUUUUUGCAGCUCCAGUCAGUCAACACUGCCAUUGGUAGGUGUAGAGUCAUCAACAAUAUGUUGUAUGUACUGUAUCACGAGGCAAUAUACUACUUGUGUAUAUUUUCCAGGAGAAUGCUUCAUGUGUAUAGUUUGUUCGAAUCAUUGUUCUAAAUCUCUUGCAAUACCUACUCUGUUAUUGAUCACAAUAUAGAUUGAGAAAGGUGCUAGUAUAAUGCACAAUUUUACUGAACUUGACGAAAGACCGAUUUUAUUGCCAGAUGAAGUCUUGCUGACCCACAAUGGGGCUAUCCGGGUUGAAGCUUGAUGUUUUUCUUCUUGAAAGAAGUUAGAAAAGACUGUGAUUUAUUUCCAAAUAGUGAUGCUUAACCUUCCUGACUAAUGUAAUUGUCCAGGAUGGGCUCAUAGUUUGAUCACCAUGACUAUAUUUUGUUAUUCUGUCAUAGUUUGAUCACCAUGACUAUAUUUGUUAUUCUGAGCUUGUUGCAUA